Messenger RNA from Halichondria panicea, 1249 nucleotides. Its product is annotated as TNF receptor-associated factor 1-like. The record is from RefSeq and is a predicted model, not a curated record. Gene Ontology annotation, biological process: tumor necrosis factor-mediated signaling pathway; protein K63-linked ubiquitination. The transcript has 9 exons. Bases 208 to 1164 code for a protein of 318 amino acids. Gene Ontology annotation, molecular function: protein binding. Lineage: Eukaryota; Metazoa; Porifera; Demospongiae; Suberitida; Halichondriidae.
UGCCUUUUAUAUUACCGCAUUGGACCCCCCCAACUUCCUGGGGGGCAAUUGCAGAAAUUAGUGCCAAACCCCCACACAUGUCAUGUGGCAUUCUCAUACAUUUCCUCUCUUCAGCCUAUUAAAAGAUUCAGCCAGACCUAGCUUUAGUACAGUUGUUUUAUAUUACUAAAAAAGAUAAGACUCGUCACUUAGAAUCUAAUUUUACAAAUGGCCCAAGCUAAACAAGAACCUUCAGAGACAUGCAGUCCCAGAGCAAUUAGUGAAACCCAGUGUCCUGAUAAUGACUGCGAAUAUAUCAGUGAGGUACCACUACAGCCCUCAGUUGAGGCCACUCACGACGGUGGGUCAUCAGCUGCAGUAUAUCCCUCUCUGAGACAACCCACCACAGAGUGCCCUAACCUCAACCCUCAUGCACUGGUUGUGCAGUCACUGGGAAUCAGUACCUCUAUGCAACUAGUGGACUCAUCAUCGGAGCACUUUGUAUCUCAGGUUGAUUGUCCUCCCCUCCCGGACUUGGAUUGCUCAUACUCUGUACAGGAGAGUCAAGAAGGAAUGUCAGGAACCAGUAGGAUCGUGGUGUCUACUGAUGGCUUUACCUUCAACUAUGAGCAAGUGGAGCUUCAAGAGAGGCAUGUUUGGAUCUCGGAAGAUGAUAUUACGAGAGACCCACAACCAAUGGAGGACCAACCAUCUCCACCCAAGCAUACCUGCACAGGAGAGCUUGAGUUAAAGGCUGUCACCUCCAACGGCACAGUUAUUUGGAAGAUUCCCGACAUCACCAGACAAAGGAGUGAGGCCAUUGAGGGGAAGACACAGUGUCUAUACAGUCCAUACUUCCAUACUGAAUGUGGCUGCAAAGUUUGUUUGCGGCUGUAUCUCAAUGGAGAUGGCACGGGGAAGGGAACUCACAUCUCCUUGUUCAUUGAUUGUGACCGCCCACGAAGACAGUCAUUUAAAAGGAAGAUUUUACUUACCCUGAUUGACCAAAAACAGAGAAAGCGCAAUAUCUCUCAAGUGCUCAAGCCUGCUGCUCAGCAAAUGGACAACUCUCAGUCUGAAAUGAACAUUGCAUCUGGCUUUCCCAUGUUUGCUAAGCAGGGCGCUCUUGACUCUAACUCGUAUCUCCAUAACGAUUGCAUGUAUCUGAAGUGUAGUGCAUCAUAGCUAGUUACGUAUACUUAAUUAGGUUUCAGCGUUUUUGUUCAUAUUUAAUGUCGUCUUGUUUAUAAUAAUUAUGUGGUAUUUCUGA